Molecule: messenger RNA, 2517 nt
Organism: Diatraea saccharalis (sugarcane borer)
Lineage: Eukaryota; Metazoa; Arthropoda; Insecta; Lepidoptera; Crambidae
Source: the annotation of a GenBank genome assembly
GUCACUCUAUGUCAAUUUGCGUCGGUGGCUGAAAAUCGGAUAGGUUGCCGGCGAUUAAUUCGUUUAUUUUCACAUUGUUUAUUAUUUUUAUUUAUGUAAGACUUUAGAAAAUAACACUUUUUGAAAUAAAUCAACAUGACUGUCGAAGUGCAGAGUAAAAUGAAGCUGCCACAGCUUACGUCCGAUAAACAGCUAACGUUCAUAAAAUUGUCUGUUUUAUCGAUGGCAGCAAUUUUAUCAUUCGCCACACGCCUAUUCUCUGUACUCCGCUUUGAAAGCGUGAUCCACGAGUUCGAUCCGUACUUCAACUAUCGUACGACAAGAUACCUGACAGAAGAAGGUUUCUAUAAAUUCCAUAAUUGGUUUGACGAUCGAGCAUGGUAUCCCUUGGGACGUAUUAUAGGAGGCACAAUAUAUCCUGGUCUGAUGGUGACCUCUGCAACACUAUACAAUAUCAUGCAGUUUCUCAACAUUACUAUAGACAUCAGGAAUGUUUGCGUGUUCCUUGCACCAUUCUUCUCUUCCUUGACCACUAUAGUAACUUACCUGCUGACUAAAGAGCUCAAGGAUGAAGGUGCCGGUCUUGUAGCAGCUGCAAUGAUAGCUAUAGUACCCGGAUACAUUAGUCGAUCAGUUGCUGGCAGCUAUGACAAUGAAGGCAUAGCAAUCUUCUGUAUGCUGCUCACAUACUAUUUCUGGAUCAAGGCAGUAAACACUGGUACCAUACUCUGGGCCACAAUGACUGCUUUAGCUUACUUUUAUAUGGUUUCCUCAUGGGGUGGCUAUGUGUUCCUCAUUAACCUUAUUCCGCUGCACGUACUGGCUCUGAUGUUAUUGGGCAGGUUUUCCGCUCGUGUAUAUGUAGCUUACAGCACUCUGUACUGUGUGGGCACUAUAUUGUCAAUGCAGAUCUCUUUUGUUGGGUUCCAACCCGUACAGAGCUCUGAGCAUAUGCUGGCGUUGGGAACGUUUGGCUUGUGCCAGUUGUACGCAUUCACUCAGUACUUGCGUGCUCACCUCUCGCCCGCUAACUUCGAGUUAAUGUUUAAAGCGCUAGUGUCUACACUACUCGCUACUCUCGGCACUGCCGCUGUAGUACUCACACUCACCGGUAAAAUCUCACCUUGGACUGGCAGAUUCUAUUCGCUGCUCGAUCCGUCUUACGCCAAGAACCACAUACCUAUUAUUGCGUCCGUGUCCGAACAUCAGCCGACGUCGUGGUCUUCGUUCUACUUUGACCUGCAAGUGCUGGUGUUCCUGUUCCCCGCCGGCCUGUACUUCUGCUUCAGUAAACUCACCGAUGCCAACAUAUUCAUCAUUCUGUAUGGUGUACUCAGCAUAUACUUUGCCGGUGUCAUGGUGCGACUUAUGCUGGUCCUAGCACCGGUUAUGUGUAUAGUGUCUGGAGUGGCGGCCUCCAGUCUGCUCAGUCUUCACGUGAAAGAUAUAGAACCGAAGGUAGAAAAACACGAGAAGAAGAAGAAACAUGAGAACAACCUGGUUUUCAGGUCUGAGGUGGGCGCCGUAUUCGUGUGCGUGCUGGGCUGCCUGCUGAUGUCGUACGUGUUCCACUGCACGUGGGUCACGUCCGAGGCGUACUCGUCGCCCUCCAUCGUGCUGUCGGCGCGCGCGCACGACGGCGCCAGGAUUAUAUUCGACGACUUCCGUGAGGCGUACACGUGGCUCAAGAUGAACACGCCAGAGAACGCUAAAGUGAUGUCCUGGUGGGACUACGGGUACCAAAUAACCGCUAUGGCGAAUCGCACGGUGAUAGUGGACAAUAACACGUGGAACAACACUCACAUAUCGCGCGUGGGACAAGCGAUGGCCUCCACCGAGGAGAAGGCGUACGAGAUCAUGCAAGAGUUGGACGUGGAUUACGUGCUCGUCAUAUUCGGCGGACUCGUCGGGUACUCGUCUGACGACAUCAACAAGUUCCUAUGGAUGGUCCGCAUCGGCGGCAGUACAGAGCGCGGCGCUCACAUACGCGAGGCGGACUACUACACCGGCGCGGGCGAGUUUAGGGUGGACGCGGCCGGCUCGCAGACUCUACUCAACUGUCUCAUGUACAAGAUGAGCUACUACAAGUUCGGCCUGGUCUACACGGAGGGAGGUCGCCCGCCCGGUUUCGACCGCGUGCGGGGCGCGGAGAUCGGCAACAAGGACUUCAACCUGGACGUGCUGGAGGAAGCUUACACCACGGAGCACUGGCUCGUGCGCAUAUACAAGGUCAAGCCGCUGCCCAACCGCGGCGUCUGAACCGCCAACCAACCGCUCCCCCCCACACCCUUCACACAACACUACACCGGAAACAAUCUCAAUACUCUUUCGCGUACAUCACUCACCGAUGAAAACACUUUUUAUUCUAUUGAAAAUACUUUUUAUUUUAUUGAAAAUAAGCUUCAUGUUUUUAUUCCGUGUAUUAUUUCAAUACAAAAUUUCAGUGGAAACUAAAAUGUGGAAUUAGGAAAACUUGUUAAAAAAAAAGAAAACUGCUGUUGAAACUUGAAUUGAAUG